Molecule: messenger RNA, 3024 nt
Organism: Suillus clintonianus
Lineage: Eukaryota; Fungi; Basidiomycota; Agaricomycetes; Boletales; Suillaceae
Product: atromentin synthetase
Exons: 5
Coding region: 85-2889 (934 amino acids)
Biological process (GO): biosynthetic process
Source: RefSeq, a predicted model, not a curated record
AUUAGCCUCUUAUUCUUUUCCUUCUUUCUGAUAGAGCACAUCAACUUAAAUUUAAUCACUCGUAACACAUAGAUUAGUAUCGCAAUGUCUGCAGCACUCCCAGUCACCCUCCACGACGUUCUCUCUCAAGCCACUGAGCGGUACCCUUCGCACGAGCUCGGAUUCAUCACAUCUUCCGCUCAUGACUCUUCCAUUCGAGCGACGACAUUCAGCUCCUUCAACCAAUAUGUGCGCAACCUGGCCCGCGCCAUGCUCGAUUGGGAAAAGCCCGCUGGCUCAGUUAUCGUUGUCUACCUGACUGAGCACGAGGACAACAUGGCUGCAGUUUGGGCUUGUCUCCUUGCAGGCUACGUCCCGUGCUUACAACCUGCCCUUAGUGCCCAGCAGGCUCACAAGGAGGGCCAUGUCGCUCAUAUCAAAAAUCUAUUUUCGUCUGCUAUCUGGCUCACUAAUGAGUCCGGUACUGACCAGGUGAAUUCCAUCACCGGUUUGGAGAUUUACCUUCUUUCGGAGCUCAAGACGUCAGCUUCGAAAUACCACGUUCCUACCGACUGGGUCGCCCGUACCGCCCAACCAGAUGACGAGGCAAUACUAUUUCUGACCUCCGGCUCAACUGGCUUCUCCAAAGCAGUUGUUCACAGCCAUCGCACUAUUUUGGCCGCUUGCUCCGCUAAAGGAGAGGCUUAUGGUUUGACUCCGAAUACCAACGUACUUAACUGGGUUGGAUUCGACCAUGUCGCGGGUUCCUUGGAAAUGCACAUUACCCCUUUGAUGUUUGGCGCCUCUCAAAUUCACGUCCAUGCAUCUGCUAUUCUCUCCGACCCACUUCGUUUCCUCCGUUUGAUCGACGAGAAGUCCAUCAACGUUUCCUUCAGCCCCAACUUCUUGCUCGCGAAACUCACUCGGGAUUUGGAGAAGAGGUCCGAUCUCAUCGGAGCCUUCGACCUUUCUUCCAUCAAGCGCAUCAACAGCGGAGGGGAGGCUGUCAUUUCCAAGACUGCUCAAUCAUUUGUCGCUGUCCUUAAGAAGCUUGCGAAAGACCCUGCUAAGGUUUCUUUCGUUAUUUCACCAGGAUUUGGUAUGACUGAGACUUGCGCUGGGUGUAUCUAUGAGCCGGUGAAUCUCAGCACCACAGAGCCAAAACAUGAAUUCCUCGACUUGGGCCGCCCCGUACGGGGUUGCGAGAUGCGUAUCGUCGACCCUGAAGACGGCAAGACGGUCCGUAGGGAUGGAGAGAGUGGUGAAUUGCAGGUCCGCGGUCCUAUGGUUUUCCUUCGUUACUACAACAACGAGGAGGCCACUUCCUCCAGCUUUGUCGAGGGUGGUUGGUACCGCACCGGUGAUGUCGGCAUUAUUGAAGACGGUGUUAUGCGUCUCAGUGGCCGCAUCAAAGACACUGUUAUCGUCCAUGGCGUGUCAUAUGGUAUUCCCGAGCUUGAGACGCACCUCCAGACUGUCGAGGGUGUCACGCACUCCUUUCUUGCUGCUGCUCCCUACCGUGCACUCGGGCAGGAGACCGAAGGGUUCAUUAUCUUCUACUCUCCUACUUUCGAUCUUAACGGAGAAGACGCUUCCACGAAACUUUUCGCCACGCACCGCGCCCUCCGCGACAUCUCUGUGAAGAUGAUCACCCUCCCUCCUCAGUUCAUCAUCCCCAUUCCCCUCAACCAGAUGGAGAAGACUACACUGGGAAAGCUUUCGAGAGCCCGCCUUGUUGGCCUCUUCAAACAGGGUGAACUUGCCAAGCACAUAGCUCGCGCUGAGGAGCUUCUGAGCGAGGCUCGUGGCGCUUCAUUUGUCACCCCUUCCACAGAGAGCGAGAAAGUUCUUGCCAAGAUUUAUGCUGGGAUCUUCAACCUCAGCGAGAACGAAAUGUCUGCAAGUGACAACUUCUUCGAGCUCGGCGGCACUUCAAUCGAUGUUAUCAGACUCAAGCGCGAGGGUGAAGCGCACUUCGAUUUGCCUGAGAUACCUACUAUCCAAAUCCUCAAACACCCUGUCAUUUCCAGCCUGGCGAAUUACAUCAACGCUCUCAUCUCAAAGGACAGUACCGCCGAGGAGUAUGACCCCAUUGUUCCCUUGCAGCUCACUGGUGACAAGACACCUAUCUUCUUCGUUCACCCUGGUGUCGGUGAGGUUCUCAUAUUCGUCAACCUCGCCAAGUACUUCCAGAACGAGCGUCCCUUCUAUGCUCUUCGUGCUCGCGGUUUCGAGCCAGGUCACCCCUUCUUUACUUCCAUGGACGAAAUGGUGUCUACCUACGCUGCUGCAGUAAAGAGGACUCAACCCACCGGUCCUUACGCCAUCUCUGGUUACAGUUACGGUGGUGUCGUCGCUUUUGAGGUCGCUAAGCGUCUCGAGGCCAUGGGUGAUGAAGUCAAAUUCGUCGGUCUCAUCAACAUCCCCCCUCACAUCGCCGAUCGUAUGCACGAGAUCGAUUGGACUGGUGGCAUGCUCAACCUAUCGUAUUUCCUUGGUCUUGUGACAAAGCAAGACGCUAAUGACCUCGCACCCACUUUGAGACCUCUCUCGCGAAAGGAGCAACUGGCGGUCGUCUGGAAACUAUCGCCUCCCGACCGUCUUAUCGAGCUUCAGCUCACGCAAGAGAAGCUUGACCACUGGGUGGACAUUGCUGGUUCCCUAAUCGAAUGUGGCAAAGAUUACAACCCGGGAGGCUCGGUCUCCGCUCUUGAUGUCUUCUACGCCAUCCCCCUGCGCGGAAGCAAGGCUGAUUGGCUCAACAAUCAACUCAAGCCUUGGGACGGCUUCAGCCGUGGCCAGGCCUCAUACACUGAUGUCCCUGGGCAACAUUACACUCUCAUGGACUUCGACCACGUUCCCCAAUUCCAGAAGAUCUUCCGCAGCCGUCUCGAAGCUCGUGGUCUAUAAGACUGCGUGCGGAUGGCACGGUCAAAAGCUUGAUACGGACUGAUUUUCUGCACGCAUGCUUUAUGUAUAUUACUACCUUGCUCUGACAUCGUAUUCUUGUAGUGUCGUCUGUAAAAAAUGCUUUAGUAAUGGAUC